Messenger RNA from Talaromyces amestolkiae, 1056 nucleotides. RefSeq lists its product as uncharacterized. Gene Ontology annotation, biological process: phosphatidylinositol metabolic process. Gene Ontology annotation, molecular function: phosphatidylinositol kinase activity. The record is from RefSeq and is a predicted model, not a curated record. Lineage: Eukaryota; Fungi; Ascomycota; Eurotiomycetes; Eurotiales; Trichocomaceae. The coding region runs from base 1 to 1056 and encodes 351 amino acids. The transcript has 2 exons.
AUGACCAACAAAAGACAGACGGCAAUAAGCCGUUCUAUCCAUCGAGCCCUUCUCCGCGAACAUGAUCAGACAGGCACCAGGAGAUACAAUGUGCUGGCCUUGAUAUUCGCUUUUCUCUCCAUCUGGCAGAUACGCCUUGUCCGAAUAUCGGCACAACUAUUCAAAAGUCUUCGGAACGAAGUAUGGGACAUAGACGAAGUGGACUAUAUCGACUCAUUUGUGUAUGAUAAGAAAAAGGCAGACGGAGCUGGCAUACUACCCAUGGGGGACUUGGGUUAUUCCGGCUCGACGUUCUUCAAAACUGCAAACUCGAAAUUCUUGAUCAAAAGCCUACCCCGACGUUCGGAGCAUUCUUUCUUCCGGGAAGACUUUCUACGACCAUACUACGACUACUCAAAGUCCAAUCCAGAUUCACUUCUCGUCCGAAUAACAGACUUCCUAGGGACGGCAUACCCUGCAAUCGGCACACUAUGUCAAUGCACGCCGUCUCAUCACGUCAUUAUGGAGAAUGUGCUCUGUGACAAAGACGACGAUGCGCGAGGGCCUGAUAAAUGGGAGACAUAUGACCUAAAACCCGUAGAUUACUUCUACCCAGAACGAGAUCUCCUACCCGAACCCCUGACCAGCGAGGAGACCAUGUCACGGUUAUUCGACGAAUUCAACGAUAAAAUACGAAUCACAAAACAACAAUACUCGGAAUUCAGAAAGACCAUCGAGGAAGAUACGAAGUUCCUCAGAUCAGUAAACACAGUUGACUAUUCCUUGUUUCUGAUUCGAUACCCGGCUCAUUUACGUCCUCGAACGCCGACGGAUCGGAAAAGUGAAUGGCGAGAAGGCGCAUUGUCAACGGACGGCAAUUGGAAAUAUAGAGCUGUGUUGCUAGACUUUUUUUGGGCGAAGCAUAAAUUACAGGCUCAGGCCAUGACUGGUAUUAUACAGACGUUUAAUGUCAUUGGACGCAAGGGUCCGAUGUCUAUCACCACCACGGCCGAGGAAUAUCGCGAGAAAUUCCUAGAGAUGGUGGAUGGCCUUGUUGAGCUUCCAGAUGAGCGUUGA